AUGUCAACGAAUAUACAACCUCAGGUUGACAUAAUACCAACAAUACCUAACAUGGUUAUCAUAAAUACUAUAAAUCAUCUUGUUGAUAGAAUCAAAAUUCUAUCAGAGCAAGUACAUACAUGUAUGAAAAUUAGUGAUCAAUUCAUAAACCAUUCAUUUAAAUCAAUAAACAUAAAUGGUACCCAUGCAAAAUAUGUCCAUAAUCGAAGCGUUCUGUAUAUUAUCAAAAAACUUUUACGCCUGAAACAAUCAAACCAAAAUGUAAUCAAAUCAUUGCAUCGUUAUCAAUGCUAUAUGGAAAAAUUAAUUUUUGAUAUACAACAAGAAACUGCAAGAAGUAAUCAAACGGAAAUUACAAGAAUUAAAUCAAGAAGGUCCAAACACCGACUAUUUCUUUCAAGUUUAAAACACAAGAUGGCUAAUAAUAGAAAUUUAAAAAUGAUGAAUCAGAUCAUGAGUAAAACACCAAACAAGUCAAAUAAGAAAUUAUUGCAAAAAUUAUUAGAAAAUAACGAAGAAAUUCAGACUGUUAGAAGUGAACUAACUAUACAAUAUAAUCGAAUUAAUCAAUAUUUGCAAGCUGAUCUCAACACAAUGAGAACUCGACACAGAUAUCAAGGUCAACAGUUACUUCAUUUAAAUAAUUUACCACUGAAACCAAUAAUUACUAAAAUUAAUCUUGAACCACAUAGGCUAUGAAGCAUGUGUGAUGCCACAAUGUCAACUACGAACUUGACCAAUAAACGAAUGAUCCAUUUAAAUCACAACAUAAAAAGAAAACUAUAGAUAUUUUUUCUUGCUUCUGUAAGCUAU
This is a messenger RNA of Schistosoma curassoni, 813 nucleotides long. NCBI's taxonomy places the organism in Eukaryota, Metazoa, Platyhelminthes, Trematoda, Strigeidida, Schistosomatidae. The record is from the annotation of a GenBank genome assembly.